UCAAAACAUUACGUCGUUUUUUUCCCUCUGAAGUUGGCGCGAGAACUCUCUAAUUCAAACUAACACUAACACUGAAGAAACGCCCUCUAUAAUGGCUGGUUCAUCUUCUCUGCCCGAGCUUCCUCAGGACAGCAUCGACAGCGUGUUGGAGCUGAACAAGGAUCUGGAGAGAAUUAUAGAAGCCAUUGAAAAUAUGUCAGUGCAGCUGACCUGGAUGGGUUAUGACAUGGUGGCAGUGCGGACUAGUCCCGAGCUGGGGGACUCUAUGCAGAAACUGGAUGAAGCCUAUCGUAGAUGCAGAGCUAUUGUCUGUGGAGACUGAGAACAGGAGGAGCCAGAGAUGGGUUAUAUGACCUGAGCCUACUGCCACCACGACACCUAUAUUCAGAUGUGAUAUCAGAGUUUUCAGUUCACAAGACACAAUGUUUCUGCUCUCUUGACUGUUUGCAUAAAAAGAGGAUGUUUCAUUCAGUAAUGCUGCAGCUCUUUGAUUGCUGUUAGUUGAUGUUAACAUGGCCUGCAAAUUGUGUUUGUUUUUGUAGGCUAUAAAGUGUUCUAAUCGGUUUAGCAUGUUAAAUUGAAUAAUAAAAACACAAAAAAUGA
Molecule: messenger RNA, 603 nt
Organism: Sebastes umbrosus (honeycomb rockfish)
Lineage: Eukaryota; Metazoa; Chordata; Actinopteri; Perciformes; Sebastidae
Gene: syce3
Product: synaptonemal complex central element protein 3
Exons: 3
Coding region: 92-322 (76 amino acids)
Biological process (GO): synaptonemal complex assembly; reciprocal meiotic recombination; spermatogenesis
Source: RefSeq, a predicted model, not a curated record